Phragmites australis (common reed) is the source of this 1926-nucleotide messenger RNA. Its product is annotated as acyl transferase 15-like. NCBI's taxonomy places the organism in Eukaryota, Viridiplantae, Streptophyta, Magnoliopsida, Poales, Poaceae. Bases 34 to 1299 code for a protein of 421 amino acids. The transcript has a single exon. The record is from RefSeq and is a predicted model, not a curated record.
CCCGGCCGCCGUGUGGUAACAACACGCACAACAAUGAGUGGCGUCGUUGUGACAAAGUCCCCGUCGGUGGUCGUCGUUCCGGCGGCAUCGGUGGCGGCCACGCUGCCGGUCGGCGACACCGUCGCUCUCUCCUCUUUCGACAAGUGCGUUGUUCCUUCUCCGACCACGUUGCUGCUCACGUUCGACCGCCCGAUCCACGAGCCCGGGGAGACGGUAAAGACGGCCCUGUCACGCGCGCUCGUGCACUACCGCCCCAUCGCCGGCCGCCUGGACGGUGAAGGCGGCAUCGUGUGCACCGGAGAGGGCGUGACGUUCGUGGGCGCGUCGGCCACCUGCGCCCUGGAGGAAUUAGCCACGGGGGUGGUGCAGCUCAUGGACCUCGCCGUCCGCUACCCCGGCCAGUUCUGCCGCGAAGCCGAACCCUUGCUGCUGGUGCAGGUGACGGAGUUCUCCUGCGGUGGCUUCGUCGUCGGGGUGACGUGGAACCACAUCGUGGCCGACGGCGUGGGGAUGGGACAGUUCUUGCAGGCCGUCGGUGAGCUCGCGCGUGGGGUGUCGCCGCCGUCCAUCGUUCCGGUCAGGCACUGGGAUGACUCGCUCCCGGGUCUCCCACCGUCGAUGGUCGCCGCGCAGAAAUCCACCAUGAACCACGGACCUCAUGACCUGGCCCGCCUCGACGUCACCGUCCCCUCGAGCCUGAUCCGCCGCGUCAAGGACGAGUCCGGCGGCACGGUGUUCGAGGUCGUCACCGCGGUGCUCUGGCGGUGCCGCACCCUCGCGGCCAUGUCGGCAGACGGCGACCCCGAGUCCUUCGCGCCGCUCGCCUUCCCGUGCAACGUGCGCGCGCACGUUGGCGCCAAGGACGGCUACUACGGCAACUGCGUCACCGUGCAGCUGGUCCCGGCCACGAGCGUCACGGUGGCGACCAGUGGCAUCGGCGACCUUGUCCGGAUGAUCAGGCGCGCCAAGGAGAAGGUACCUGACCUGCUGUCCAACAGCAGCAACGGCGGCGCAGCACCCGACGGCGGAGCAGCAGAGGGGCAGGCGCAGCUCGGGUGGUAUGACGCGCUCGCCGUGGUGAGCUGGCGGAACCUGGGGUUCGACGCGGCGGACUUCGGCGGCGGGGGGCCGGCGCGGGUGAUGUGGCCCGCCGAGCGGACGGUGGUGCCGGGCUGCGUGGUGUGUCCGCCGUGCAAGGCAGGGAGGGACGAUGGGGUGAGCGUGUCGUCGCUGUGCGUCAAGCAGGAGCACGCCGGCGCCUUCCUGGAGGAGCUUGCGAGGCUGGCCGCAUCAACGUGAUGAAGCGGAUCCAGCCAAGGGACUAAAAUUUCGCAUGAAUUCCAGUUAUUCCCGAGGUGAACGAAAAAGGUCCAAUUUCGGUUAAAAAUUUCGGAAUUUAGUUUUUUGGAAUUUUAGUUUGGUAAUAUAAUUAAAAUGAAUGCCCCGGCCAAUGCAAGUUUCAACGUCUAGCGCAGUGGUUAACAUCUUUAACUCCUGCAAUGGAGGCGAAAAUGAAAACUGUGUCGCUACGGACAGCUUUAUAUAGGCAUUCCAAAAAAAAAAAAUUAACUUUCAAUUUUCGGAAUUUCGUUCAGAAUUCACGAAUUCCAAUGUUUUGGCCGAAAACAAUUGCAAAACAGAACGCGAAUCCCUGGAUCCAGUAAUGUUAAUUAUUACACAAGCCUUUUCUUUUCAUGUUACAAGUGGAUCAACAAGCAUAAGGAUUUCUAUGUUCAUGUUCAUCCGAGCUCGCCACAGGCAGAGGGAGAUUUUCAGAAGAUACAUGUUAAUAGACCAUGGAAUUGGUCAUUAGCUCAUACGGAAUCGAUCUCCAAGUUGACGAAUUAAGUAAUCAUAUAUGUAGUUGCUGCUGGCUUGUAUACUUUUUUUUUAGAUGGGAUAGUACUACUUUGACAGUUCCUGAAU